AUGAACACUCAACUCCCCAGAUUUUAUCCUUCCGGAAAUCUUGUUGUCAAUACACAGAUGAGAGCUGCUCAAGCUCAGACUACCCAAAAUGUUCAGGAGUCAAGACCAGAGAACACCAAGAAGACUUAUGAGUCCAAGCAGAAUGAGUAUCGUGUCUGGUGCGAUGAAAAGUUUGAUGCUAGUGAUGAGGGCAGAUACACUGUAAAUGGAUCCAAACUUCAUUUAUUUUUGCAUGAAAACGUCAAUUCCUGUAAAAGCAAGGAUCUUAAAGCCCAUAUUGUCGAAGUCAGAGAAGACAAUCCUACAACUCUACAACUUCGUACUACUGCCCCAAUGCUCCACCGAUCCCUCAAGACUAUACAAGCCCAGAUACAGUCAGAGUCAAGUGGGCUGAAAGAAACCAUGCAGCAACUUUUUACUGGCUUAAGGGAUAUCACUUCUGGCCUUGCUCCAUUAAGUAUAAUCCUGUCAGUCUCAGGUGGGCCAGACUUUCAGAUGCCAAUAUUUACAAUGAACUCUGAGACCAACAUUGGAGAAUCUGGAAGUAUACAGGCUAUACAAUUUACAAACACACCAACACAGCCAAUACAGUCACAACAACAUCAACAACAGACAAUAGCAUCACCUCCUCUAUAA
Molecule: messenger RNA, 636 nt
Organism: Phycomyces blakesleeanus NRRL 1555(-)
Lineage: Eukaryota; Fungi; Mucoromycota; Mucoromycetes; Mucorales; Phycomycetaceae
Exons: 3
Coding region: 1-636 (211 amino acids)
Source: RefSeq, a predicted model, not a curated record